AUGGAGAAUCAGGUGCUGACGCCUCACGUCUACUGGGCUCAGCGACACCGCGAGCUGUAUCUGCGCGUGGAGCUGAGUGACGUACAGAAUCCUGCCAUCAGCAUCACUGAAAAUGUGCUGCAUUUCAAAGCUCAGGGACAUGGUGCCAAAGGAGACAAUGUCUAUGAAUUUCACUUGGAGUUCUUAGACCCUGUGAAACCAGAGCCGGUUUACAAACUGACCCAAAGGCAGGUAAACAUUACAGUACAGAAGAAAGUAAGUCACUGGUGGGAGAGACUCACCAAGCAGGAGAAGCGCCCACUGUUUUUGGCCCCCGACUUUGAUCGCUGGCUGGAUGAGUCUGAUGCGGAAAUGGAGCUCAGAGCCAAGGAAGAAGAACGCCUAAAUAAACUAAGAAUUGAAAGCCAAGGGUCCCCUGAAACUCUUACAAGCUUGAAGAAAGGAUACCUGUUCAUGUAUAAUCUUGUGCAGUUCUUGGGAUUCUCCUGGAUCUUUGUCAACAUGACUGUGAGGUUCUUUAUUUUGGGAAAAGAGUCCUUCUAUGACACGUUCCACACCUUGGCCGACAUGAUGUAUUUCUGCCAGAUGCUGUCAGUUGUGGAAACUAUCAAUGCAGCAAUUGGAGUCAUUAAGUCACCAGUGAUACCUUGUCUUAUCCAGCUUCUUGGAAGAAAUUUCAUUUUGUUUAUCAUCUUUGGCACCAUGGAAGAAAUGCAAAACAAAGCUGUGGUUUUCUUUGUGUUUUAUACAUGGAGCGCAGUUGAAAUCUUCAGGUACCCCUUCUACAUGCUUUCCUGCAUUGACAUGGAUUGGAAGGUGCUCACAUGGCUUCGUUACACUGUGUGGAUACCCUUGUAUCCUCUGGGAUGUUUGGCAGAAGCUGUCUCAGUGAUCCAGUCCAUUCCAGUAUUCAAUGAAACAGGAAGAUUCAGUUUCACAUUGCCAUAUCCAGUGAAAAUCAAAGUUAGAUUUUCCUUUUUUCUUCAGAUUUAUCUCAUAAUAUUAUUUUUAGGGUUGUACAUAAAUUUUCGUCACCUUUAUAAACAGCGCAGGCGGCGCUAUGGACAAAAAAAGAAAAAGGUCCACUGA
Molecule: messenger RNA, 1089 nt
Organism: Puma concolor (puma)
Lineage: Eukaryota; Metazoa; Chordata; Mammalia; Carnivora; Felidae
Gene: HACD3
Product: 3-hydroxyacyl-CoA dehydratase 3
Biological process (GO): very long-chain fatty acid biosynthetic process; fatty acid elongation; sphingolipid biosynthetic process
Cellular component (GO): endoplasmic reticulum membrane
Molecular function (GO): 3-hydroxyacyl-CoA dehydratase activity
Source: RefSeq, a predicted model, not a curated record